Messenger RNA from Cladophialophora bantiana CBS 173.52, 1596 nucleotides. RefSeq lists its product as uncharacterized. NCBI's taxonomy places the organism in Eukaryota, Fungi, Ascomycota, Eurotiomycetes, Chaetothyriales, Herpotrichiellaceae. Gene Ontology annotation, molecular function: macrolide binding; peptidyl-prolyl cis-trans isomerase activity. The coding region runs from base 1 to 1596 and encodes 531 amino acids. The transcript has 3 exons. The record is from RefSeq and is a predicted model, not a curated record. Gene Ontology annotation, cellular component: chromatin; nucleolus.
AUGUCAGGCCUUCAACCUGUGGCGGUCUACGCCAUGAAAGUCCCUCCAGGCGACAUCAUGGUUCCCGCGGUUCCCGCAUUUGCUGCCAUGUUUCGUCUGACCAUGGCCGCCAUUGAUCCCAGUGCUGAACCCGAGCUCGAAGAUCCUGACGACAAACGCCCUCCACGAGCAACUCUCAAAUUGAUCCGCGUUCCAGCCGGUCUGCUUGAUGAGGAUGACGAUUUUGAGGACGAUGAGGACUACCUUCCUGGUCUGGACGACGACGACGACGAGGAAGAUGAUGAGGACAUCGACGAAGAAGUGAAUGGCGGACCAAGUGAGAAGAAGUCCAAAGCCAAGGCAGCCGGUGACAGUGAAGAUGAUGAUGAAGACAUGGAUGACGAAGAUGAUGAAGAUGACGACGAGGACGAUGCAGCAGCCAUCGCGAGAUUGUCCAAGCUCAUGAAGAGCGCCAAAGGAAAAGGUAAAGCAAAAGCCCUGGACGGGGAGGAUGGCGACGAUGAGGAGGAGGAUGAAGACGACGAGGCUCUUGAGAUGGAUGAGGUGGUCGUCUGCACUCUCGACCCCGAGAAGAACUACCAGCAAACCUUGGACUUCGUUGUUGGAGAAGGCGAGAAGGUUUUCUUCAAGGUUUCGGGCGCAUACACUGUCUAUCUCACCGGCAACUAUGUCAUUCCUCAAGACGACGGCGCAGGCUCUCUCUACGAUGAAGAAGAUGAGGAGGAAGACUAUGACUUGUCCCCAGACGAGGACGAACUCGCUGCCCUCGAGGACGCCGACGAAGACUCUGACGCUCUUGAUGACCUCGCGGACCCUCGCAUCACAGAAAUCGACGAAGAGGACGAUGUGAACGCCCUUAAGGCCAUCAACCCGACUGGAAAAGGCAAGAACAAACGUCGUGCCUCAGAUGACGAUGACGAGGAGGACGAAGACAAUCUGGACGACAUGUUGGCCAAGUCGCUCAAGAAGGAAGAACCCAAGGCAGCAGGACCAACCCCAGCUACAAACGGCGGCGCACCGGAGAAACUCAGCAAGGCCGAGAAGAAGCGUCUCAAGAAACUCAAGAAGAACGAUGGCGAAGCUGUUGCAGUCGAAGCCACCGUAGGAGAGGCCAAAAAGGAAGCGGCGCAAAGCAAUGGCAGCUCUGAGAAGAAGGUCCAAUUCGCAAAGAACCUGGAGCAGGGACCGACUCCGUCCACGACGCCUCCUGCGUCUGCCAAAUCCGACAGUAAGGAGAAGUCAGGUAGCGGCGCUGCCACUCUGGGCGUGAAAGAAGUUCAAGGCGUUACUGUCGACGACCGCAAGAUCGGCAGCGGCCCUGCUGCGAAGAAGGGCGCACGUCUGGAGAUGCGCUACAUUGGCAAACUCGACAAUGGCAAGGUCUUCGACAGCAACAAGUCCGGCAAGCCAUUCAGCUUCAAGCUCGGUGCCGGCGAGGUGAUCAAGGGAUGGGACAUUGGUCUUCAGGGGAUUCAGGUUGGAGGAGAACGGAGACUGACCAUCCCGGCGCAUCUGGCAUAUGGGAACAAGGCUCUGCCCGGGAUACCCAAAAACAGCAAGUUGACCUUCGACAUCAAGUGCCUGGCUGUGAAAUGA